CGCGCGUAUGUACACCGGAGCUCCGCGAGCUGAGGAAGUCGUUUAAAACCGUUCAUGAUUUGACACAGCAGGAUCGUGGGGUCCGAAGGUGCAGCCUCGAUUAAAUCUGUUUCGCGCUCAGACAUUGCUGACCUGGGAAUAUCAUAUUGCAAGUGAUAUGAAGAAGGAAAGGCCGUGACGGAAGGGAAUUCGAAGACAAGAGUAGCCCCGGUGAAUGCAGGAACAUGCCUUCAGCUACCGGUGGGACCAACCAAAUAGGGCAGCAGAAGGGAGGGGGGACUAUGCCCAGUAAUGAAGAAUGUGGAAUCAGAGAUGUAUGGGGACACAAUCUAGAAGAGGAGUUUCGUACAAUUCGUCAAGUCGUGCAACAAUAUCAGUACAUUGCGAUGGAUACAGAAUUUCCGGGUGUUGUAGCUAGGCCUAUUGGAGAAUUCAGAACUAAUGCCGACUAUCAAUACCAGCUCUUACGUUGCAAUGUAGAUCUUCUGCGAAUAAUUCAACUUGGUCUCACAUUCCUUGACGAGUCGGGGAAUACGCCAGGCGGUAGCUAUACAACAUGGCAAUUUAAUUUUAAAUUCAACUUACAUGAAGACAUGUAUGCACAGGAUAGUAUAGAUAUGCUACAAAAUAGUGGUAUACAGUUCAAGAAACAUGAAGAGGAGGGCAUCGAUCCUUUAGAGUUUGCCGAGCUGUUAAUGACAUCGGGAAUUGUUCUUGUUGAUGACAUAAAAUGGCUGUCCUUUCAUUCUGGCUACGAUUUUGGUUACUUAUUGAAACUCCUGACGGAUCAAAAGUUACCACAGGAGGAAAGUGAAUUUUUCGAGCUUCUUAGGAUAUACUUUCCGACGAUAUAUGAUGUAAAAUACUUAAUGAAAUCGUGCAAGAAUCUGAAAGGUGGUUUACAAGAGGUGGCAGAACAGCUAGAAAUUCAGAGAGUAGGUCCUCAGCAUCAAGCCGGCUCCGAUUCCCUUCUUACUGGGAUGGUCUUUUUUAAGAUGCGAGAAAUGUUUUUUGAAGAUAAUAUUGAUGAUGCAAAGUACUGUGGACACCUAUAUGGUUUGGGAACGUCAUUUGUCAUGAAUGGAUCUGGCGGAUAUAUGGACAGUAAUGGAGAUAAUGCCUCGACGUCGUAAUAUUAAAGAAAGAAUCAACCGUAACAGAGAGAUUAUUUCAUUACAAAUAAAAUGUUAUAAAAAAGUCUUUUCACUUAAUGAUGAAGUGUAUGGUUCAUAUCCGCAAUAUUAUAUUGACAUCAUUGCUGUAGGUUUCCACACGAAAGGCAAUUUAGACGUGUCUCUUUAAGAUCUCUCUUCCUUACUUUUAAUUUUUUUGAAUUCUUUCUGUGACUUUUUGUAGGUUUCUUCUGUGAUACGUACCAUCAAUCGAAAAGAUUUACAACAUUGAACACACAUACAAAAGUGUAAUAUAAUUCUUUUUGUAAACA
Molecule: messenger RNA, 1444 nt
Organism: Temnothorax curvispinosus
Lineage: Eukaryota; Metazoa; Arthropoda; Insecta; Hymenoptera; Formicidae
Gene: Pop2
Product: CCR4-NOT transcription complex subunit 7
Exons: 7
Coding region: 225-1133 (302 amino acids)
Cellular component (GO): CCR4-NOT complex; P-body; CCR4-NOT core complex
Molecular function (GO): nucleic acid binding; poly(A)-specific ribonuclease activity
Source: RefSeq, a predicted model, not a curated record